Molecule: messenger RNA, 3722 nt
Organism: Rotaria sp. Silwood1
Lineage: Eukaryota; Metazoa; Rotifera; Eurotatoria; Philodinida; Philodinidae
Source: the annotation of a GenBank genome assembly
CAUAGGUCUCUUCUUUUAUUUAAAAAAAACAGUGGCUCACUAGCUCUUCUACAGUCUGAGAAAUCGGUUCCGAACUCUCCAAAAAAGUGAUUUUGAGAAAACCAAUCAACGAGUUUGUAUGAAACAAUUUUUAAUUUCACUAUGAUUGUCACGACCUCUAUACGGCAAUUUCAUCAAGUAUACAGGAUUUUAAGCAGAAAUGACUACGUUCCUCUAAUUAAUUAAUAUAGCAGAACGUAUAUGUGUUUUUCUUUAACCAAAAUCUACAAGUUUGUUGACCAUUGCCACAUCUCCCUAACUAAAAAAAAUUCUGAUAAAACCUUAUAUUUCUACCAGUGCUCCCUGAAAACCGCUAUUUUCACCACUCAAAACCUUUCAAAAUGCAACAAAUCAUACAUAAUCUGAAAGAGGACACUUUGGGCUUUCAGUAUAUGUGCUUAUCUAAAAAUCGAUUUUUCUGAAAAAAAUCGAUUUUCUGAGGGGGGGGGUUCCCCCUUCACAGAUUAAUUUUAUUAAACUCUUCAAUAUUUAUAUUAUAAUCAAAUUGCGAGACAACGUUUUCAAAAAUUGAACUUGGGACAGAAGAUCAAAUCCACAUAAGUGAUUCAAUGUUCUAUCAGAAUCUAGUGAGAAAAGUUGCCGUCGUGACCCCAUUCUAGUUGUUGCACGUCUCAAUCAUGCAGGAUUCUCCUAACGAAGUACCCGAUGCAUGAAAGAAGUAGUAGAGUAGCCACCGUCGAGGCAUUUUCACCAAAUGACCCGCCGAAUGCGUAAAUGUUCCAUAGCAAGAAACAAUCACAUUAUUUACAAUCAGAUUGCCUUCCAUGGUUAACGGAGCAUAAGCAUCAAAAAGCGUAAUAUUUUUAAUAUGAGUAACUUUGAUCUUAAUAAUAGACUGAUAAUCUUUAGUUAUCCAAUGUAAAUAGUCUCCGAUAUUGACUUCUGACCCAAAGAGAUAUCUCGCUUGAGACUCGUGUUUUUUUGUUACGAGUAACGAAUGUGUUGGAGUGAUGUGGAGUGGACCUGUCGUGUUGCUAGUCGUAGUGUGAAUUUCUAGGUAUCGAACAGGCGAAUCAUGAUUAUAUUUUUGAUAGACAUCCAGACCAAGUAAUGGACUCGACCGAAACCGGAAGCCAUUAUCCCCAGUUGCAUAAGCAACGAGUAUUCGAUCACCUAUUUUUAAAUCGCACAUUUUUACAAGUGAGCCAUCGUGUUUCAUUACCAGAGAACUACCGUCAAAGCAAACUGAAAAAGAAGAGAAACUAUCUUGGAGCAGUAAGUAGUUUCGAGCAUUGGAGAUACAAGAAAUCUUUGAACAACAACAAAUGCAUCAUUUCUGAUUCUACUCUCAUAAAAGGUUCCGAAAUGUUCGUGGCAGUUUUUCAGGAAAAGGUUCUUUAGAAAAUUCUCUGGAAAGAAAAAUAACCACCUUCAAAACUACAAACAAACAGUGCAAAGCUAUCGCGACAUGAACAGAAGAAUUGGACAUUAUCUGCGUGAAAACUCAACGCACUAGUUUUGAUAGUGUGGGAAAUUCGCUUUAUCCCAAGUUACAUACGCAUGAGACCAGGAGAUCAGCUAGAAAGUGAGGCUGCUUUUUAUUUUCCUACGAGUUCUUUUGUGAAACACGAUCUGAAAGGAGUGUUGAAGUGUUUACGGGUCGAAAUUUGCACCCACACCCGCCCCUCCCCCCACUCACCGUGACAGAGAAAAUCCAUACCCAUCGCUGACCGUGACAGAGAACCCCAGUACCCAUCACAGACCGUGACAGAGAACCCUGGUACCCAUCACAGACCCCGACAGAGCAUCCUGGUACUCAUCAUGGACCGUGACAGAGAAAAUCCAUACCCAUCGCUGACCGUGACAGAGAAUCCCAGUACCCAUCACAGACCGUGACGGAGAACCCUGGUACCCAUCACAGACCGUGAAAGAGAACUCCGGUACCCAUCGCAGACUGUGACAGAGAACCUCAGUACCCAUCACAGACCGUGGCAGAGAAUCCUGGGUACCCAUCACAGGCCGGGACAGAGAAUCCCAGUACUCAUCACAGACUGUGACGGGAAACCCUGGUACCCAAUCACAGACCGUGACAGUGAAUCCCGGGUACCCAUCGCAGACCGUGACAGAGAACCCCAGUACCCAUCCCAGACCAUGACAGAGAGUUCCGGGUACCCAUCACAGACCGUGACAGAGACUCCUGUUACCCAUCGCUGACCGUGACAGAGAACCCAGGGUACCCAUCACAGACCCCGACACAGAAUUCCGGGUACCCAUCACAGACCGCGACAGAGAACCCCAGUACCCCUCACAGACCGUGGCAGAGUAUCGGGGGUACCCAUCGCAGACUGUGACAGAGAACUCCAGUAGCCAUCACAGACCGUGACCGAGAUCCCUGGUACCCACCACAGACCGUGACCGUGAACUCUGGUACCCAUCGCAGACCGUGACAGAGAAUCUUGGUACCCAUCACAGACCCUGACAUAGAACUCCAGUACCCCUCGCAGACCAUGACAGGGAAUCCCAGGCACCCAUCAUAGACCGUAACAGAGAACUCCGGUAUCCGGCACAGACCGUGACAGAGACUCCUGUUACCCAUCGCUGACCGUGACAGAGAACCCAGGGUACCCAUCAAGACCCCGACAGAGAAUUCCGGGUACCCAUCACAGACCGCGACAGAGAACCCCAGUACCCCUCACAGACCGUGGCAGAGUAUCGGGGGUACCCAUCGCAGACUGUGACAGAGAACCCCAGUAGCCAUCACAGACCGUGACCGAGAUCCCUGGUACCCACCACAGACCGUGACCGUGAACUCUGGUACCCAUCGCAGACCGUGACAGAGAAUCUUGGUACCCAUCACAGACUCUGACAUAGAACCCCAGUACCCCUCACAGACCAUGACAGGGAAUCCCGGGCACCCAUCAUAGACCGUAACAGAGAACUCCGGUAUGCAUCGCAGACCGUAACAUUGAAUCCCAGGUACACACCACAGACCGUGACAGAGAAACUGUAGUUGUAAAGCAUCAGGUAAACGGUUAGCUACAAAUGUGUCGCAAAGAAAUGGAAGAAAAGAAUUUCCAUUUAAUUAGUAACAAUAGAUCCGUCGUGUUUCACAUUUUUAAUCCCGCAAGGGAUUGCGCUAACAGCUUUGUUUACCAGCUGUAGACGUAGAGCAUAAAGAUACGGCCCAUGUAAUCAGCUCUCACAACAGUCUAGGGACGCUAUUGGGAAAAUGACAUCUAGAAACUAAUAAUUUCGUUUGAAAAAUGGCAAAAAUGCUGAAUGUUUGUGUGUGCACAUGCGAGCCUUGUCAUUAUAUAAGCACGCCCACACCUUCUCCCUUUGCCCUUUGUAGUGAUUUAUGAAAUAGAUGUUGGUCGAUAAUUGUGGGAGUUGUAAGGAUACAUCAAAAUUCCUUGGCAAUUGUUGCUACAAAGUGUUAAGAUACCUUGGUGUGCGUCUGCGGAGCUAGGGGCUCUUACAGCGCUAGUUGCAGUAGUAGUAGUCGUUGUUGUAGUGGUGGUUGUUGUGGUCGUUGUUGUAGUGGUGAUUGUUGUAGUGGUGGUUGUUGUGGUCGGUGUUGUAGUGGUGGUUGUUGUGGUCGUUGUUGUGAUGGUGGUUGUUGUGGUCGUUGUUGCUGUUGUUUUGGUAAACGUAAAUAUGUCAGAAAUGUGUGGUGUGCCACCCUUGGUGAUGAAAACUACAACUAUUGUGAUCAGGAGUGA